Athalia rosae (coleseed sawfly) is the source of this 1514-nucleotide messenger RNA. RefSeq names its product probable malonyl-CoA-acyl carrier protein transacylase, mitochondrial (gene beg). The transcript has 2 exons. NCBI's taxonomy places the organism in Eukaryota, Metazoa, Arthropoda, Insecta, Hymenoptera, Athaliidae. The coding region runs from base 173 to 1396 and encodes 407 amino acids. Gene Ontology annotation, molecular function: transferase activity. The record is from RefSeq and is a predicted model, not a curated record.
UAACCGGUCGUGGGCACCAAAGCAAACCAAAGCAUAUAUAUACCUAUAAUUCCUCACGUGGGCACUCUUCGUAUUGUGUUGUGUUUUGCUAUCAUCAACUUCAUAUUUUCCUUCUUAAGAUAACAAUCGGUUGAUUUUCGUCGUAGAGUGCACUGUUGAAUUCUGUCAAAUAAUGUUUUCUCGGAAAUUUUACAAUGCUCUUUCCAAGCAAUAUAAGCAGUUUCGUCCUUCUAGACAGAGUCUAAAUCGUUCUUGCAGUGAUAAACCGCCUACUGAUAUCCACGAUGUAGCCACAGAGGGCAAACCAAGAGCCACAGAGGAUAUAUCUCGUCUUCUUGAGGAUGCUGUAACUCAAGAUACCUCCAAAGACACCGGAUGGUUGUCGUCUAUAUACUCUGAGGGAGCAUCACUCAAUGUUCAAGGCAGGCAUGCUCACCGACCUAAGGUAAACCCAUCGGAGACAUCAAUAAUUUUAUUCCCAGGUCAGGGAACUCUGAAAGUGGGUGACGUUAAAGAGUACUUGCGUUUUCCGGAUGCAAAGAACCUUUUUGAAAUAGCCAACGAAGUGUUAGAAUAUGAUCUUUUAAAGAUAUGUCUAGAAGGUCCUGCAGAACUUUUAAAUCGUACUGAGUAUAAUCAACUUGCAACUGUGGUUACUACCCUAGCGGCUCUUGAGAAACUGAAAGAAGAACGACCUAGAGCUAUGGAAACUUGUAUAGCUAUAGCUGGUUACAGUGUGGGAGAAAUUACUGCUUUGAUAUUUUCUGGAGCAAUAAGUUUCGAAGCAGGUAUUAGAUUGGUUAGAAUUAGGGCUGCUGCUAUGCAAGAUGCUGCAACAAUAACUCCUCAGGGAAUGAUGUCUGUCAAUUAUACUCCAGCAGCCAACAUAAGUGAUAUAUGCACUAAAGCAAAGAACUGGGCAUUAGAUACUGGAGUCGAAUCACCAGAAUGCAGGGUUUCCAUUUACUUACAUCCAGAUAUGAAAAUAAUAGCUGGGAGUGAGGAGGCACUUAAAUAUAUAGAAACUAACAAAAAACAAUUUGGUAUUCGAAGAACAAGCAGACUUCCUACAUCCGGGGCAUUUCAUACCUCACUAAUGAAACCAGCAAUGGAUAUUUUUAGCAAAGCACUGAAAACUGUUAAAUUCGAAAUGCCCCAAGUGCCCGUUUAUUCAAAUAUAGAUGGGAAGCCAUACAGAAAUGUACAACAAAUUUCAAGACAUUUACUGAAGCAUCUUGUAUCACCUGUCAAAUGGGAGCAGACAAUGCAUACUUUGUAUAUGAGACCACAAGGUACUGCAUUUCCAAGAACUUUUGAUGUGGGUUCUAAAGGUACUCUCAAGGUUCUUUUAAAAAAUGUAAAUGCCAAAGCGUGGGAUUCGUGUUUUGUGAUAUGAGUUAAAAUAUAAAUUUCUGAAUCACCCAUUGUCAUUAUUCUGCACUUUUACUUUAUAUCCUUCCAAUUUGUACAAAAUAAUUGUGUAACUAAUUAAUAAAUGUCUCCUGUAAAUAAGA